UGGACGAUAUUGACAGCAGUGCGCCGGUGAUAUUUUGAAGAGGCAUUAACGCCAUUAAUAUUAUAAUAUUUUACUUAAUUAACAUCAGAAGCUGUGUGGAUGUGCAUGAGUGUUUGAUCGCAUACUUGUGCCAUCGCCACGCAAAACUACCUCAGCAAACAUUGCACAAACUGCCAGGGUUUUACUCACUCAGUCACUGCGGGCAAUAUUAGGAUCGUUUAGUCUGUUUUAUGCUGCUCCCGGAUUAUUUAUUAUAAGCAAUUUAGCUGUGCUUUUAUGACACCGGUUUAUUUAGCCAAUCAUUAAAAUGAGUAGUCGUACUCCAGUCAAAAAAGUGCCCAUUCAUCUGCAGAGUGCUCAGUCUCGACUGCUAAUUAAAGGAGGAAAAAUUAUCAAUGAUGACCAGUCUUUUGAUGCAGAUAUCUACAUAGAAGAUGGCAUUAUCAAACAAGUUGGAACAAACUUGGUUAUACCAGGGGGUGCUAGGACAAUUGAAGCCAGGGGGAAACUUGUCAUGCCAGGUGGUAUCGAUACCCACACACACAUGCAGUUACCGUUCAUGGGGACUCAUGCAGUGGACGACUUCUACAGUGGUACUAAGGCCGCCCUGGCUGGAGGAACCACUAUGAUCAUUGACUUUGUCCUGGAUCAGAAGGGAGUGUCUCUGCUGGAGGCCUAUGAUAAGUGGAGAGGUUGGGCGGACGGUAAGGUCUGCUGUGAUUAUGGUCUCCAUGUAGGUGUGACAUGGUGGAGCGAGCAGGUGUCAAAGGAAAUGGAAACUCUCUGUUCCGAGAAAGGAAUUAACUCAUUUAAGAUGUUCCUUGCAUACAAAGAUGUAUUUAUGUUGAAUGACACUGAACUGUAUGAGUCAUUUAAACGCUGUAAAGAGUUAGGGGCCCUUGGUAUGGUGCAUGCAGAGAAUGGUCAUCUUAUUGCUGAGAAAUCAAAGGAAAUGGUGAAAAUGGGAAUCACAGGCCCAGAAGGCCAUGAAAUGUGUCGCCCAGAGGAGGUGGAAGCCGAGGCCACUCAACGAGCCAUCACCAUAGCUAACCAGGCCAACUGUCCACUGUACAUAGUCCAUGUCAUGAGUAAAUCCUCAGCAGAUGUAGUGUCUAAGGCAAGGAGACAAGGUAAAAUUGUGUUUGGAGAGCCCAUAGCUGCUAGUCUGGGUACAGAUGGGAAUCACUACUGGAAUAAGUGCUGGAGACAUGCUGCCGGGCAUGUAAUGGGUCCCCCUCUCAGGCCUGACUCCUCAACACCAGGCUAUUUAAUGGAUCUCCUAGCAAAUAAUGACUUACAAGUUACGGGGACAGAUAACUGUACAUUCAAUGCUGACCAGAAGGCUCUAGGUAAAGAUGAUUUCCGUCAAAUCCCUAAUGGAGUUAAUGGUGUAGAGGAUAGGAUGUCAGUCAUCUGGGAGAAGGGAGUGCAUUCAGGAAAAAUGGAUCCAUGUAGAUUUGUAGCUGUAACUAGUACUAAUGCAGCCAAGAUAUUUAAUAUUUACCCACAAAAGGGCCGUAUAGCAGUAGGAUCUGAUGCUGACAUAGUGAUCUGGGAUCCCAAGGAGACUAGAACUAUUUCCGCUAAAACUCAUCACCAGGCUGUAGACUUUAAUAUAUUUGAAGGAAUGGUUUGUCAUGGUGUCCCCCUGUAUGUCAUUACAAAUGGAAAUGUAGUAUUGGAUGAGGGGCAGCUGAAAGUAACUCAAGGAAUGGGCCGAUUUAUUCCCACUCCAUGCAAUUCAGAAGUGGUAUAUGGAAGAUUAGCUAAACGAGAACUGGCAAAUAUGCCACAGAAGGUAGAGAGAGACCCAUACACAGGUCCAGUGGCCAAGAUUGCCACCAAUGGUGACGCCCCCGCAGUCAAGAGGGAGGAGAACCCCAUUGUGGCUGAUACAAGUCAGUUCCAGCACAGCAGACCCCCGACUAGAGGUGGUGGCCGAAACUUACAAGAUUCCUCUUUCGCUCUUAGUGGUGAGCAAUUUGAUGACAAGGCACCGCGUCGGGCUCAGAUCAGAACAUCCAACCCCCCGGGAGGGAAGUCCUCGGGACUUUGGUGAGGCAGUAGCCACCUAAUGGUUCAUGGGGCCACCUGGAAAUGUCUACAUAGGGAAAAUAAGCUUUUUGUUGUCGCUUGUGAAGAUAUUUAUACAACUGCUGAGAAAUGACUUAUCACCUAUGGUUUAAUAUUAUGUGUAUUAUGAUCAUUUUUGUGUAAGGAGACAAGUUCUGAGAUGGUCAGAUUUUCAACAAAGCAUACAUGGAAUAAAUCAGGGUUUUAGUUAAAAAGGAGUGCCUUUCGUUAUAAUGGCAUAUUAAUUGUCCCAGCCAGGAAUGUAGGUGUAUUUUCUGUACGAUAUGACAGUGUAUCUUUUAUUCUUGAAAUGAGAUCUGAGUAGUUGUUGUGCUAAAUAACCCUGUGAUACUUGCCUGAAUGUCAGUUUUCUCAUUUUUUAUACAAAUUUGAAAAAAAAAAAUAUUGACAUUUUAAUAAACAAUGGCUACAAUUAAAAUAAAUUAAUACUGUCUUUAACAAAAUAAAUGUAUUUACUUAUAUAUUUUGUUUUGUGUGCUAUUGCCAUUUAGUCUCUGAAUUUUUUUUUGGAUCACAGUCAGCUGAUCUCUAUUGGAAUCAACUUUGAUUAGUUAUUUUUAUUCUGUUGCUAUUUUCCUUAUAUCCCGAACACGUGUAAAAGAUCUGAGUAAAUUGUGUUCCUCUUCUACUGUAGAUAGACCCUUUGUGGCGAUUUAGUGGAUGGUUUAUAAUUUAUUCCAAUCCGUUCAGUUUAAAGGCAGCCUUUCUUUUUUUUAUUCUUUAUUUACAUGUAUAUCCAUUCAAUUAUUCUGCUGAAAAUGAGAAUAAUAUAAAAUCAAGUUUUUCUUUCGUAAUAUUUUUAAAUUGUUUUUUAAUCAUUUUUUAUUAGAUUAUUCUUAUUUGAUAAUUUGAAAUCUGGAGUCCUAGUCAGGAGAAAGUUUUGUAAAAUUCCAUGGAUGAAUGUACAAAAUAAUUUCAAUAUCAUCUGGAGUUACUACAUGUAGAUAAAUUACAAGUGAAUGAAAAUUGUGGAUUAUUGUAAACAGUAUUUACAUUCAUCAGGGCUUAUAACUAUGUGUAUUUAUUUCCUCUCUGUGUCUGCAAGUUCUGUAUUAUGAUAGUUAUAGCACUGCCUCUAGUAUGACUUGAAUGUAUUUUGAAAUUAGCAUGCAAGACUAUUAAUAAACAGUGGUAAAUAAUUA
Messenger RNA from Saccostrea cuccullata (small rock oyster), 3236 nucleotides. Its product is annotated as dihydropyrimidinase-like. Gene Ontology annotation, cellular component: cytoplasm. The coding region runs from base 308 to 2059 and encodes 583 amino acids. The record is from RefSeq and is a predicted model, not a curated record. Gene Ontology annotation, biological process: pyrimidine nucleobase catabolic process. NCBI's taxonomy places the organism in Eukaryota, Metazoa, Mollusca, Bivalvia, Ostreida, Ostreidae. Gene Ontology annotation, molecular function: dihydropyrimidinase activity. The transcript is spliced from 15 exons.